Messenger RNA from Ectocarpus sp. CCAP 1310/34, 2945 nucleotides. Lineage: Eukaryota; Phaeophyceae; Ectocarpales; Ectocarpaceae. The record is from the annotation of a GenBank genome assembly.
CUCCACUACGCUCCCUCUGUCCGAAGGCUACGGUCAGAGGCCUCUGCAGCAGCAGCGCAGGCAGUCCAACAUCCGAACGCCAUCGCGCGGCUCACAGCAAGCGCAGAAAAUCCAUCUACCGCUAUCGUCUUCCCUGAGGAUACCUCUGUGUUGGCACAGCCUGUGGGUAGGAUAGCGUUUGUUUCUCCCAGCAUUGCUCGACGGACACCGCUGUUGCCGUUGCUGCCACAAGGGCGCUGCGGCAACGACGCUCUUCCCACCGCCGUUCAUGAAGCGAUCACGUAGCCACGCCAGGAGCCGACGCGACCCGCCCCACCGAUCACCUUCCAUCACCACAGCCACCGUCCCUGAUCGUGCAGCAGACGCGCAACGAGGACCGGCGAUAUUGGCGCCCAGGCCGGAACGAGCCGCUGUUGGGACAGCGUCCUGGGGCACCACAACAAGAAGAAGGAGUAGGCUGGCGAUGAUGGUGACAGCCGCUGUUUGGUGCUCGACCGCCUCGUCCCCGGCCUCGGCGGCCGUCCGCAGCAUCAGCGGCUGCUCCAACCGAACCUCGUUCCUUCACUCCUGGUUGCCGGGGAGGCACCUAGCAGCUGCGCCAAUGGCGGCGAGAACAGGCGCCAGCGCAGCGUUAAGUACAGCAUCAGUGGUGGCGCGAUCGAGCGGCAGCAGGCGUCUUGCGGCACCGAUAUCAGAAACCCGCACUCGAGACGACUCAGCAGCGUGGAUUUCCGGAUCAUCGUUUCAUCGUCAUCGCCGCCAGCAUGCUGUGGUUCUGGCCGGUGGGACGUUGCCGCGGCAUUCGGUAUCGGCCACCGGUGACAGCAUGCUCCGCUGCAGCAUCACCAGCAGCUGCAGCAGCAGCAGCAGCAGCAGAGCGCUGGGCAUGGUUGUCGCCCGCGGCGGCAGCAGCGCCACGUUCGCGAGCGGCUCCGGCAGCAGGACGGCCGCCCGGAAGCGGCGAGAUCGACGGCGGGCUACUCGCGCCAGCAGCAACAACAAUGGGCCCAGCAGCGGCAGCAGUUUGAGGUCCCACCGCAAUGAGGAAGCAGAGGGGGGAGAAAAGCAAGAACGGAGAGGGGUUGCGGCAGAGCGGACGGAACCGUCGCGAGACAGCGCAGCGUCGCUUGCAUCGGAAGAGCAGCGGCGACCCAGAGCAGGAGCAGGAGGAGAAGGCGCCACGGAUGACGAGACGGCUACGACGAGGGAGCGGCAAGGAGGGGAGCGGUGGGAAAACAACAACACCAACAACGGGAACGGGAUGCAGCAGCGGCAGCAGCAGCAGCAGCAGCAGCAGCAGCAGCAGCAGCAGCGGGAGAGGGGGGGGAACAAGACGGCGGCGCCGGCGCCCGAAGAAGACCUUUCGCUACCGUUCGGGACUGCGUACCACGUGCCCGUGGUCUGCGAAGAGGUACUGGAAUGGCUGAUCACCAAGCCCGACGGGGUGUACGUGGACUGCACCCUGGGGGGGGGUGGGCACAGCGCGGCGCUUUUGUCGGCGCUGGGUGCGAGGGCCAGGGUGAUCGGGUUGGAUCGGGACCCUGAUGCGCUGAGGGAGGCUUCCGCACGACUGACGGCCGAGGCGGAGGCGGGGAGGUUCCAAGCCGUCCGUUCCAACUUCGCGGACGUCGGUAAGGCGGUUCGAGAGUGCGAGCUGCUGCUUCAGCAGCCACCCCUCGUACCAGAGGCGGAAUCACCUACAUCCCCACCACCGCAAGCAGCUGCACAACAAGAGCGAGAAUGUUCAGCGGCAGCAGCAGCAGCGGCGGCAGCAUCACCAAGGUCGAGAGCAUCAUCGGACACGACCGCAGCAGCAGCAGUAACAGCAGCGACGAUGACACCGCCAGCCGCCGCAGCAGCAGCGGCAGCAGCGGGGGUACCACCACGUACUACAUCUGCGGGCCCCCUGGUCGACGGAAUACUGGUAGAUCUGGGGGUGUCGAGCCACCAGAUCGACGACGGGGCCAGGGGGUUCAGUUUCUCGGCCGACGGGCCCCUCGACAUGCGGAUGGAGGGAACCGGGGACGGGGACUCCGCGGGCGAAAGAAGUUGGUUCGGAGGGGUGGCGCCGACAUCGACGAAGCACGAGGACCGAGCCGUUGAGAAGGGCGGCAGGGCGGGGGGGGGCGACGGUGGCGAUGGCCGGGGGAGCGGGGGUGGUAUAUCUGCCGCUGAUGUCGUGAACUACGCCGAUGAAUCGGAGAUCCGGGAGAUGGUGUGGCGCUACGGGGACGAGAAGAGGUCGACCAAGAUCGCGCGAGCCAUCGUGGAGAACAGGCCCAUAGCGACCACCGGGCAGCUGGCGGAGGUGGUGGGAAGGUGCGCCCCGCCUAAGGAACGCGUCAAGACCCUGGCCCGGGUGUUUCAAGCCCUCCGGAUAGAGGUGAACGGGGAGCUGGACGCCCUGGAGGCGUUGCUGGAGCAGGCCAAGCACCUCGUGCGACCGGGGGGUCGCCUGCUGAUCCUGUCCUACCACAGCCUCGAGGACCGGCGCGUGAAGCGGGUCUUCGCUACUGGGAACUUGAAGGUGUGGCAAGGUGGAGAAGGACUUCUACGGCAACCUGUUGAGCCCCUGGAAGCCCCUCCUGAGGAAACCCCUCAUGGCGGGCGAGGAGGAGGUGGCUCUCAACCCCAGGGCGAGGAGCGUUCGUCUCCGGGUGGCGGAGCGUACGGAACUGCCCGCUUCAGCCGAUCAGCAGGCAUCGCCUUGAAGCCGUCGUCCGUCGUGUCGUAGUACAGAAUGCGCCACCGCUUACGAAAGCUCGUUUUGGCCGGGGCUCGUUGUCUUGUUUUUGGUGUAGGCUUCUUGACUAUCAUUUUGAAAUUUUUGAGGCUUAAGUUUUACCGUAGGAGGCGGAGAGACGGCACUCCCACUAGGGCGACUUUCAAAGCUCGAUUGCUACACAACCAAGGGCGCGCGGAAAGAGCCACACACGUGUACCGGA